AUGUUCUUAAAUUCUGGAUCAAGGGGUGACAUGUGGGCGGUGGAAGUGAGUGGUGAUGGUGAUUGUGGUGGUGGUGGUGGUGGUGGUGGAGGUUGUGGUGGUGGUGGGGAAAAAGGUGGAAGUGAGGUGGGAGUGGAGGAGGAUGUGGUGGUGGUAUUGGUGGUGGAAGUGGAGGUGAUGGUUGUGGUGGUAGACAAUGUUAUUUAA
Molecule: messenger RNA, 207 nt
Organism: Prunus armeniaca (apricot)
Lineage: Eukaryota; Viridiplantae; Streptophyta; Magnoliopsida; Rosales; Rosaceae
Source: the annotation of a GenBank genome assembly